AUGGCCCACAGGCCGGAGCAGAAGACCCACCCGCUGGCGCAGCCCUGGACACUGUGGUUCGACAACCCCAGCGGCAAGCAGAAAGUGUCCAACUUCGGCGAGACGCUGCGGCCGAUAUGCACCUUUGACACCGUGGAGGACUUCUGGAGCCUGCAGCACAACCUGGCGCAGCCCAGCCAGCUGAAGCCCAAUGCGGACAUACACCUCUUCAAGGACGGCAUCACUCCGAAAUGGGAGGACCCCAUGAACGAGGAUGGCGGCCGCUGGACUGUGACCAUCCCCAAGACUGGGGAGGACAGGGCACUCAACGCCUUUUGGCUUGAUGCCAUGCUGGCGUGUGUAGGGGAGAUGUUCGAAGACGGUUCAGAGGUGUGUGGGGUUGUAUGCAACAUCAGGAAUAAAGGUAAUCGAGUGUGCAUGUGGACCAGUAAGGCUGAUAAGAAGGCACUGCAGCUCAGCCUGGGUCGCCAGUUCAAGCACCACCUGGGUAUAGGUCCCUCUGAGAAGAUCAGCUAUCUGGCACACUCAGAUGCCAGGCGGCUGACACAGACCCAGAGAGCAACAGACCUGUACACCAUUUAG
Messenger RNA from Ostreobium quekettii, 582 nucleotides. The record is from the annotation of a GenBank genome assembly. Lineage: Eukaryota; Viridiplantae; Chlorophyta; Ulvophyceae; Bryopsidales; Ostreobiaceae.